UAUGAGAGUUGAGAGGGUUGCAGGACUGUCUACAGGAGCCUUUGAAAUACUGUACCUAAACGGUCGCAUACAAUAGCACUUUCUGCCAGAUUCUUGGCGUUUGAAUCAUCUUCCGCAACCCUCGUUCCAUCGAGUCGCAAUGGGAACUGGAAUGGUCGAGCUUGACGCCCAUGAGCAGCCGUCGGAGGCAAUGCGGGCACUAUGGAAGGGCUAUUCAAAAGCAGAUCAAAAGGAACUCAUAAAUGGAGAUUCAAUCGAUGACCCCAGGUCAGCCGAACAAGCUGAAAAGUUCUCAGUGGCUGGGAAGAUUUCGGUUGAACAGCUCGGCACUGCUUUCUCUCACAUUACUUCAACCACCGUCGAAACAUCGUCACUCCAAGAGGUUCCCAUUCUCUACCACCCGCUUCUGCCAGGGCUUCUUAUCGUACCGAACCUAGUGCCUCCCGAAGUUCAGAAGACUCUCCUUUCGCAGAUGAUCAAUCGGGAUCUUAGCGUCCCGACACAUCAAACAAAUCUUCACCUUCACUACGACCUGCCGUACCCGAAAGCUGCAGAUGGGUCUCCAGAGUCUUUCUUCUCAUAUCCACCUGACCAAACACCCAUCUUCACCCCUAAGGACCCCUCGGUACACAAGCCCCUGUCCAUCAAGCAAGUCAUGGAACGACGUCUCCAUUGGGUUACCCUCGGCGGCCAGUACGACUGGACGAACCGGAUAUAUCCCGACGAGCGUCCUCCCCAGUUUCCUUCCGACAUUGCUCAGUUCCUGAAGACUGUCUUCCCCGAGACCGUCGCCCAAGCCGCCAUCGUCAACUUCUACACGCCUGGCGACACAAUGAUGAUGCACCGCGACGUCAGCGAGGAGACCGACAAGGGUCUCGUCAGUCUGAGCUUCGGCUGCGACGGCCUCUUCAUGAUUGCGCCGAACGAGCCCGAAAAGGUGUCCGACGAAGCAAAGGCUACUGGCAAAGAGUACCUCCUUCUCAGGCUGCGCUCCGGCGACGCCAUCUACAUGACCAAGGACUCCAGAUUUGCGUGGCAUGGCGUGCCCAAGGUCAUGAAGGGAACAUGUCCAGACUAUCUAGCCGACUGGCCGGCGGAGGAUGGCAAGUACGAGAAAUGGAAAGGCUGGAUGCAGAACAAGCGGAUCAAUCUCAAUGUGAGGCAGAUGAGGGACUGAUAGUGAGCAUGGAACACUGGCUGCAUAUUGGGAGCGUCUCAUUCAAGUUACUUU
Colletotrichum destructivum is the source of this 1231-nucleotide messenger RNA. RefSeq names its product Putative alkylated DNA repair protein AlkB. Gene Ontology annotation, cellular component: nucleus; cytoplasm. Lineage: Eukaryota; Fungi; Ascomycota; Sordariomycetes; Glomerellales; Glomerellaceae. The record is from RefSeq and is a predicted model, not a curated record. The transcript is spliced from 2 exons. The coding region runs from base 140 to 1177 and encodes 345 amino acids.